Messenger RNA from Castor canadensis (American beaver), 324 nucleotides. The record is from RefSeq and is a predicted model, not a curated record. NCBI's taxonomy places the organism in Eukaryota, Metazoa, Chordata, Mammalia, Rodentia, Castoridae.
GGCACAACUGUAUUAGUAUCACUGACAUCUGUGUUAUAUGAUGACAAAGAAUUUCCCAACCCAGAGGUGUUUGACCCUGGCCACUUUUUAGAUGAAAGUGGCAACUUUAAGAAAAGUAACUACUUUAUGCCUUUCUCAACAGGAAAGCGAAUUUGUCUGGGGGAGAACCUGGCCCGCAUGAUGCUAUUUUUAAUCCUGACAACCAUAUUACAAAACUUUAACCUGAAAUCAGUGGUUGACCCAAAAGACCUUGACACCACACCAGUUGUCAAUGGGUUGGUGUCUGUGCCACCCAAGUAUCAGCUCCAUUUCAUUCCUGUCUGA